Molecule: messenger RNA, 1524 nt
Organism: Podarcis muralis (Common wall lizard)
Lineage: Eukaryota; Metazoa; Chordata; Lepidosauria; Squamata; Lacertidae
Gene: FUT7
Product: fucosyltransferase 7
Cellular component (GO): membrane
Molecular function (GO): alpha-(1->3)-fucosyltransferase activity
Source: RefSeq, a predicted model, not a curated record
CCUGACUGAAGGACAAGAAAUGCUUACUUUUGAAUUCAGGAGAAUUAAGCACAUGCUUAAUGAGCAAGGGGAUGGGGGCCCCUGCCUGCACAAUGGCCUCCUACUCCAUGAUAACCAUGAAGAAAUUUGCUGGUGCGAUGUUCCUGCUUGGCGCUGUGUUCUUGAACUUGACGUUCCUUGCCCAGCCAUUCCAUAACCCCAGCAGAACUCAAGCACAGAACCGUUCCCUGAUGGUCUUGAUCUGGGACUGGCCUUAUGGCCAUGCCUUAAACCUCACCGGCGAUCCCUGUGCCACGCUUUGCUCCAUUAAGGGCUGCCAGCUGACCUGGAACCGCAACCUCUACAACCAAGCAGAUGUGGUAGUUUUCCACCACUGGGCACUCCAGCACCGCAGAUCACGCCCCCCUGCAUCUAAGCCCCACCCAGGGCAAAAGUGGGUGUGGCUCUCCCUGGAGUCCCCCUCACACAGCAAUGACCUAGCCAGGUGGGAUGGAGUCUUCAACUGGACCAUGACGUUCAGGCGGGACUCCGACAUCUUCAUCCCUUAUGGGGAGCUCGUCGCCCAACCAUCAGAUGAGGUGGACAUCCCAGAGAAAUCUGGCCUUGUGUCAUGGGUCAUCAGCCACUACCACCAUACCCAACAGAGAGCGCAACUGUUCAGGAACCUGUCCAAGUACAUCAAGGUUGAUGUGUAUGGGAGGGCAAACAAGAAGCCUCUCUGCCCAGCCUGCCUACUGCCCACCAUUUCCAAAUACAAGUUCUAUCUGGCCUUUGAGAACUCCGUUCACCGGGACUACAUCACUGAGAAGCUCUGGAGGAACUCCCUCCUGGCUGGAUCCGUGCCUGUGGUCAUGGGGCCUCCCCGAGCCAAUUACCAGCAGUUCAUUCCUGGUGAUGCUUUCAUCCAUGUAGACGACUUUGGCUCUGUGAAGGAACUUGCAGACUUCCUGCUCACCAUGAAUGAGAGCCGCUACCAGAGGUUCUUUGAGUGGAAGAGGAGUUUUGCCGUGAAGCUGUAUGAUAGCUGGCCAGAGAGGUUCUGCACCAUCUGCCAGUGUUUCCCCAGCCUGCCCCAAGGGAAGGUCUACCACAGUCUGGAGAAGUGGUUCUGGAGUUAGCAACCAGGGUGGACUGAAGUCAGGGGCCUCGCUAGGUGCUUAAGAACCUAAGGACCUAAGAAGAGCCUUCUGGAUUACACCAAUGGCCUAUCUAGUCCAGCAAUUGACUAGCAAACUCAGAGGUAACUCAAAGCAAAAGUUUGCAGGAAAGUGGGAUGGUUAUAGAAGAUACAUUCAAAAAUACAAUAAUAGUUUUGACUCUGUGCUAGCGUUCGAGUGACAAAGGAAGUAAAAGGAGGUGGACAACAAUUAAGGAUUUAUUAUGUUUUCUAAAUGUAUUGGAAAAUCUAUACAGAAAGGCUUAUUGUUUUGUGUACAUUCAAUUGUACGAUAAAAUAUAUGCGCAGGGACUCGACAGGAAGUCAAAACUGAAGAAAAUAUUUUGUAAGAUAAAAGGGGGAGAAAU